CAGCUUCAAGGGAGAAAGCAAGACUUUCAACCCGGAAGAGAUCUCGUCUAUGGUUCUGACCAAGAUGAAGGAGACAGCAGAGGCGUUCCUGGGCAAGAAAGUGAUUGACGCCGUCAUCACAGUACCUGCCUACUUCAAUGACUCUCAGCGCCAGGCCACCAAGGACGCUGGUGCCAUCGCUGGACUCAAUGUUCUGCGCAUCAUCAACGAGCCAACUGCAGCAGCCAUCGCCUACGGUCUCGACAAAAAGGUAGGCACCGGAAAUUGCAGGGAACGUAAUGUGCUCAUCUUUGAUCUUGGAGGCGGAACCUUUGACGUGUCCAUCUUGAGCAUCGAUGAGGGCAUAUUUGAGGUCAAAUCAACGGCGGGAGACACACAUCUAGGCGGAGAAGAUUUUGACAACCGGAUGGUAAAUCACUUUGUGCAAGAGUUUCAGAGGAAGUACAAGAAAGACAUCAGUGGCAACAAGCGUGCUUUGCGACGUCUGAGGACGGCAUGUGAAAGAGCCAAGCGCACACUCUCCUCUUCAUCUCAGGCGACUGUAGAGAUCGACUCGCUGUUUGAUGGUAUCGACUUUUACACGUCCAUCACUCGAGCCAGGUUCGAGGAACUGUGUUCGGACCUUUUCCGUGGCACUCUGGUGCCGGUGGAGAAGGCGUUACGGGACGCCAAGCUUGAUAAGAGCAGCAUUCACGACAUUGUGCUGGUGGGCGGAUCUACCCGCAUCCCCAAAGUGCAGAAGUUGCUGCAAGACUUCUUCAAUGGCAAAGACCUCAAUAAAUCCAUCAACCCUGACGAGGCGGUGGCCUACGGUGCGGCUGUUCAGGCUGCCAUCCUUCAUGGUGACCAGUCGGAGGGAGUUAAGGACCUGCUCCUCCUUGAUGUGGCACCUCUGUCCUUGGGCAUUGAGACAGCUGGAGGAGUCAUGACUUCUCUAAUUAAACGCAACACCACCAUUCCCACGAAACAUUCACAGAUCUUCUCCACAUAUUCAGAUAACCAACCAGCGGUCACUAUCCAGGUAUUCGAGGGUGAACGCACUAUGACCAAAGACAACAAUCUACUGGGCAAGUUUGACCUGAAUGGUAUCCCUCCGGCACCUCGGGGCGUUCCCCAAAUUGAAGUCACCUUUGACAUUGACGCCAAUGGGAUCCUGAAUGUGUCUGCAGUGGACAAGUCGACAGGUAAAGUGAACAAAAUCACCAUCACCAACGACAAGGGUCGUCUGAGCAAGGAAGAAAUUGACAGAAUGGUACAUGACGCAGAGAAAUAUUCUGAGGAGGACACUCGCCAGAGAGAGAGAAUUGAAAGUAAGAAUCGUCUGGAGUCACUGUGCUUGAGUUUGAAGAGCAGCCUUAGGGAGGAGGGCGUCUCCAACAAACUGUCUGAAGAGGAGCGGCAGCGCAUCACCAACCAGGUGGACGAAACCCUCAAGUGGGUAGACGAUAACCAGCUGGCAGAGAAGGACGAGUAUGAGUACCAUCUCAAGAAGGUGGAGGAUGUGUGGCGACCCUUGGCAGCCAAGAUUUAUGGACCAGGGAUGGCGGGCCAGGAAUCUGCGGGACCCAACACCACCAGAGGCUCACGACCUGGACCAACCAUCGAGGAAGUGGACUAA
Molecule: messenger RNA, 1618 nt
Organism: Procambarus clarkii (red swamp crayfish)
Lineage: Eukaryota; Metazoa; Arthropoda; Malacostraca; Decapoda; Cambaridae
Source: RefSeq, a predicted model, not a curated record